This is a messenger RNA of Sinocyclocheilus anshuiensis, 5182 nucleotides long. RefSeq names its product coiled-coil domain-containing protein 186-like. The transcript is spliced from 16 exons. The record is from RefSeq and is a predicted model, not a curated record. Gene Ontology annotation, molecular function: small GTPase binding. Gene Ontology annotation, cellular component: trans-Golgi network. NCBI's taxonomy places the organism in Eukaryota, Metazoa, Chordata, Actinopteri, Cypriniformes, Cyprinidae. Bases 137 to 3217 code for a protein of 1026 amino acids. Gene Ontology annotation, biological process: vesicle cytoskeletal trafficking.
CAGGGGCCAUAUUGUUGAUGUGUCACCUCGGGAGGAGCGCACUCACACGGACUUGACUCUCACUAUUUAUCACGGCAGCUGGUGUAUGGCAUUUUAAAUGGAUUUAACAUAACUGUGCCAGUAGCUGAAAGAGGUCAUGGAGCCAUCAGACUGUCACAGCGAACUGACCCCUGCCUCUCACCCAUCCCAAAGUUCAGAGGUCAGCAUGGUUCUGGAAGGGUCAAACGAUGUCCUCAGCAGUGGGGGUGAAUCUGAUUUAAAAGAACAGGAGGAAGACACUGAGCUGGACAGUCUUGAGCUGGAUGGUACUCUUUCAGAUAGUGUGGACAGAGAAGGUCAGAGACCAGACAUGCACAUGGAGGUCCAGCGAGAUGAAGGACUUGGAGAACAUGCCCUGGGUGAUGGGAACACUAGCGGUGACAGUGGAACAGCCUCCAUUGAUGAUGCCAGGUCUCCACCAGCUCUUCACGACAGUGCUGUGGAAUCACUUCCUGCUGUUCUAGAUGGAGAACUCAAAUGUUCUGGCCUUGAAGAACCAGCAGAGGUGGUUCCAGAAUUAGAAGGUGGGACUCACAAUGAAGUUGAGGAAUAUUCUUCCUCUGUUCUGAAUGGGACAGAUGAUAUUUCAUCCACACAUAUGUUCAAUGGGCCAACAGACCUUAACAGAACUCCUUUGACUCCAACAACUCCAGAUGUUGUUUCAGUACCCCAAAACUCGCAAUCCAACUCCACCAUGAGCCCGUAUGACACCGACUGCAGCAGAAAACUGUUGUCUGAGAUCCAGCGCUCUCUGUCUCAGGAGCCUCUGCUGGAUGAGCUGGAGGAUGAGCUGUUGAACAGUCAGUCAGAUGGCAUGCGCAAGGGAAGUCCUCCCAAUGGGCUUCAGAAGGACCAGAACUCCAUGGUUCUAUUUGAGAAGUGUGUACAAUACAAGUACUCCCAACAGGAGAAAGCCAUCAAGAGAUUACUUGAUGAGAAUAAGAAACAUCAGGAGCUGAUUCUGGGCAUCUGCUCUGAGAAAGACAACAUGAGGGAUGAGCUGAAGAAGAGGAUGGAGACAGAGAAACAACAUCUUUGCACCAUUAAGAAAUUUGAAAGCCGGUUGGAGGAACUUAUGAAGGAACUAAAAGACUCCAGAGACAAACUGGUUCACCAGGAUCAGGCCGCUAAGAAUGCCAUCCAGCAGUUGCAGAGGGAGAUGACCUAUCGACUUGAACAGGCCAAUAAGAAAUGUGAGGAGGCACGGCAGGAGAAGGAGACAAUGGUGAUGAAGUACGUUCGAGGCGAAAAGGAAGCUCUGGACCUGCGGAGGGAAAAGGAACAGCUGGAGAAGAAGCUACGGGAGGCCACAUCAGAAGUAGACAAACAGGCCCGGCGGGGAAACACACUGGCCCAAGAGAAAGGACGUCUGCAGCAGCUCUAUGACUCUAAGGAGAAUGAAGUGACGAGACUUUCCCGUGAACUGGAGAAAGUCAAGGAAGAAAUCAAUUCUCAUGUCAUCAAAGUAAAGUGGGCACAGAACAAGCUGAAGAGCGAAACGGAUGCUCACAAGGAAACAAAAGACAGACUAAGAGAAACGACUGCCAAGCUGACUCAAGCAAAGGAGGAGACUGAACAGAUUCGCAAAAACUGCCAGGACAUGAUCCGAACAUACCAGGAGUCUGAGGAGAUUAAGUCAAAUGAAUUGGAUGCAAAGCUGCGAGAGACCAAAGGAGAGCUGGAGAAGCAAAAACAAGAGCAGACAGACCAGCUAGAGAUGCACAAAGCUAAGAUUAAGGAGUUGGAGGAUCUGAAGAGAACUUUUAAAGAAGGCAUAGAUGAGCUGACCACCCUGCGGACCAAGGUUAAGUGUCUAGAGGACGAACGUACCUGCUGGGAAGACGAACUCUGCAAAUACAGAGAGAUCAUUAACAGACAGAAGGCUGAGAUCCAGAAACAGAGGGAAAAACUCACCGCCAUCACUACACUAGAGGAGCAGCACCAGAGGGAUGAUCAGGAGAUUGCAUCCUUGCGGGAGGAGGUGGAGAAUCUGAACUCCCAGAUCACUGACUUGCAGAGGGACAUUGAAGGAAGCAGGACAAGAGAGGCGGAGCUACUGGGCUUUACUGAGAAAUUGACCAGUAAAAAUGCUCAGCUGCAGUCUGAGAGCAACAGCUUACAAGCCCAGCUGGACAGAUUGAACAGCACCUCUAGAGAGCUGCACAGCAAACUAGAGGAGACCGAGAGAACCCUCUCUGAGACGAUGGACAGAUUGAAGAAAGAGGAAAAACAAAGGCAAGAGGAAGUUCUGGCAUUGCAGACAGAGAGAACAACACUACAGACCGAGACAUCACAACUAAAGACACGUGUGGAGGAAUUACGAGAUGAUCUGGUCACUCAGAAGAGAAAACAGGCAGCCAACAUCAAAGACCUCACCAAGCAGCUCACGCAGGGCUCUUUAAAUGCACGGGGCAGCAGUAUGGAUGAUCGCUCUCCAGAGAAUCAGUCCGGUUCAUCAGUGGUAGUGGUGGAUAGCUUCCCUGAGGUGGACAAAACUGUGCUGGUGGAUCGCAUCGUGCGGUUGCAGAAAGCACACGCUCGUAAGAACGAGAAGAUAGAAUUCAUGGAGGACCACAUUAAGCAGUUGGUGGAGGAGAUCAGGAAAAAGACAAAUUGCUCUUAUAGUAUGACUGUAGCUGCACAAUGUUUUUCAGGCUCUUUAAAUGCACGGGGCAGCAGUAUGGAUGAUCGCUCUCCAGAGAAUCAGUCCGGUUCAUCAGUGGUAGUGGUGGAUAGCUUCCCUGAGGUGGACAAAACUGUGCUGGUGGAUCGCAUCGUGCGGUUGCAGAAAGCACACGCUCGUAAGAACGAGAAGAUUGAAUUCAUGGAGGACCACAUUAAGCAGUUGGUGGAGGAGAUCAGGAAAAAGACAAAGAUUAUCCAAAGUUACGUGCUUCGAGAAGAGUCUGGAGCACUGUCUUCAGAAGCCUCGGAUUUUAACAAAGCCCACCUGAGCCGGAGGGGAGGUAUCAUGGCGUCGUUGUACACCUCCCACCCUGCCGAUAGCGGCCUCACUCUCGACCUCUCACUGGAAAUCAACCGCAAACUCCAGGCUGUGCUAGAGGACACCCUGCUCAAAAACAUCACACUGAAGGAGAAUCUCCAAACGCUGGGUUCGGAGAUCGAACGACUAAUUAAACAGCAAAGGGUACCAGAUGACAUAGCCGGAAGGAAGUGAAGUCAGUCGAGGGGAAGGAUGUUACAAUAAAUAGCACACACUAUACGACUGAGCCCGUUACGAAAUGAUUUACUUUGUUUGGGAUCAAAACAGUGCUCUUUUCAUCAGACAAGUUCAGUCUGUUUUAUACACUGGAGGCACAGUUCAAAAUAAGGACUGAACUACGCUAAGGAAACUUACGGGACAAAUGACUGGAACGCAAAGAGAUUACCAAGAAACUGUGCCCACUUUUCUUCACGUUGUGCCCAACGUCCAACUGUCCUCUCUUCGCCGUCCCGCCUCACCUGUGCCUUGAUGAUUCAGUUCAUCAGGUUCAGAGCAGAACUGCAGUCCUAAAUCCAAUGACCUGGUGUAUGAAGUUGGGUAGAUGAAUGACUAUUCUCAUAAAUGUGACCCCAUGUUCUUUUGAAGAACGAAAUGUGCUGGUCUAAUGGAGACCCGUGGAUUCUGCAGCUCUUUAGAGGCUUUCAGAGGCUUUUUCUCUAUUCAUUGCACCGCAGGUUAUUGGCCGCUCCUCGUCGCUCUCAUUUCCCCCUCAUGCAAACGUGCCAAUUAAUGAAUGUAUUAUGUAAUGAGAAGGACUAAUCCCACACGCUCUGACCCAGGAGUGUGGGCAACAUUCCCUGUUCGAGCUGCUGCUAGGUUACCGCUACACCCGGAUAGCAUUAUCUCUUGCAAAGCACUUAGGCGAGAGGGGCCAUGCCAAAAAACACAGCUCUUGCUCUGUCUCAUUAUGAAGUUAAACACAUUAAUUUGAAUGAAUAACUACAUCUCAGAAAUGUUGAUACAUCUAGGGCUAGUCUUAAAGGAGCUUGCGGUUCGUUCUAUCUGGAUUAAGUUGUAAUUAAAUCAGUUUGUUACCCCCCCCCCCUUCUGCUUUUCUACCUCUGCUUAGGUUUUCUGUAGAAACAACCUUGUAAUCAUUUUUAUUUUUAUGUUCCAGCUUUUUUUUUUUAAUUCAUGUUUUUCUUGUGUAUGACGUUCUGAUGCUGCUUUUGAAGAGCCCGAUGCUCCCCAGAGAAACGUAGAGUGUAAAAUCCCUGUUAAAUGAAGGAGACAUUAUAAAUAUUAAGGGAAUAGUGCAAUUUUAACCCCCCUCUUUGUUUGUUCAACUGAGCCGUAAUCGCCCCGGCCAGCGUCCCAUCUGAGACUCCAGCAAAAUAUCCCCUGUUAGCAUCCAAUUCCGUGGUAAUGUAACCAUAUGGUACACAACAUUGUGCAGAGUUGAGCCAGCCGAUGAAUUGCAUCACUGGUCUGCUUCUCCUUCCGUCCCUUCUUGCAGUGGUGCAUGAUGAAGGAUCGCCCUGUGGGAUGCUGCUGAUGGAUUUUUUUUACGUUCACCUUUAAAGCUUAUAAGGCAGAUGUGUGAUGAUUAGCAGAUCUCAGCCGGUUUACCAUCCAAUUUAGUGCCAUUCUCAGUCUUCUGGGUUUUCUCACGUUUGAGCCGCUAUUGAAAGUAAAAUCAUGCCCAUGUGAUAAAGGAUUUAUAAUAACUUGACAUACUGCAAUAUAAGCGUAUAUCAUAUCAGUUGUUCUAACACUGAGAGCCUGUGCUGUAGCUCUCAGCACUCCCAAAUCACAAACACAUUGCAGACAUUCCAGAAAACGCUGAAUGAAGGAAAUUAUGCAAUGCUAGCAGAAAAAUAAGCAUUUACACGGAGCCCUUAAUAGCGAAAAGAAGACUCUCUGAUCUGUUGAUAAUUUCAGUGUACUUUACAUUCAUAAUUUAUUUAAUGUCUCAAAAUAUAAGAAAGAUCUCUUGGAGUAUGUAUGUAUGUUUGUGAAUGGUGAAUUGGAAAUGAUGAGGAAAAAGAAAAAAAUCAUGUUGAUUCUGUUUCCGGUCGGUCAUUUGUGCUCUGCUUGAUUGUAUAGUGAGUGAAACUGCGAUUAUAAAUUUGUAGAUAUAUUGUACAAUGGUCCAGUGUUUUUAAACUUCUGGAGUCUGCUGUAUAUAAGAAGUUUAAA